Molecule: messenger RNA, 1127 nt
Organism: Chelonus insularis
Lineage: Eukaryota; Metazoa; Arthropoda; Insecta; Hymenoptera; Braconidae
Exons: 5
Coding region: 36-839 (267 amino acids)
Source: RefSeq, a predicted model, not a curated record
CGAGAGGUGAUCAGUAAAAUUGAUAGUCGUUAGAAAUGGAAUAUUAUUUCAUAGUAAAUACUUUGAUAAAAAUUUUUUCAAUUAUUUUAACAAUUUCUGAAAAUGAUGGAAUAAAAAUUACCAAGUUCAAAUUACCAGAAGCUAUCCAUAAUGGCACGGGUCCAGUUGAGUUAAUUUGCGAAUACAAAAUAGAAAAUAAAGAGAAUGGUCUUGUAAUAAAGUGGUAUCAUAAUAUGGAACAAAUAUACCAAUGGAUUCCACCAAUGAUUCCUCAAGAUAUUGGAAUAAUAUCCGGAUUAACAGAGUAUCCAAUAGAAAAUAUAAAUCAGCCAUUAUCUCGUUCAAUCAUUCGCUUAAAAAAGGUCAAUCUUGCCAUGACUGGUGAUUAUACAUGCAGUGUAAGCACUUUUCAUGAAGAUGAUUCUAAAGCCAAGACAAUGACUGUUUAUGUUCCGGACGAUGAUCUUAAUAUUCAAGCUAAUUUUUACAACAAAUCUCAUAUAAAUCUAACAUGUAUUGCUAAAGGUGCUCAUCCUAGACCGAAUUUAACUAUUAUUGUGGAUAAUCAACAAUCCAAACGUGGUAGAGUUCAUGUUGAAAAAUUUCUUGACGAAUAUUAUCGAGAUUACAAAGAUUAUCCAUGGAUUAGACAAGAAGCAUUACUACCUAUAUUUUUCAAUCUUGCUAUUAUUCAAUGUGAGAUUAAUAUACCAGGAACGGGUUAUCGAAAACGAGAAAAGCUUGUAUAUUAUCCUGAUAAAUAUAUCAAUAGAAAUUGUGCCUCUUCGAAGAAAAAUUAUUCAAUAAUAUUCAUACUUUUAAUAAUAUUGAUAGCGUGAAUAUUUGUACAUGCGAAUAUGUGUUUAUAAAUAAUAUAAAUAUAUCUGUUUUAUUAUAAAAAAUUCAUAGUUUAGUUAAUUGUGAUAGACAAAAAUUUUUAUUUAUUUAAACAGUAAUCAUCACUGGAUGAACAAGUUAUUGAAAGAACCGAUUAACUUGUAGGGUUGCUCAAUCAGUCGUAAAAGCUUGACGCGCAUUUCCGUUUCGCUAAACAGUUGAUCACAUUCAUACAAGUAUCGAUCUUAAUAUUAACUUUCACUUUAUGUACACAUUACAUAUAUUAAAGA